GGCGAAUAUAGUCGAUAGGCAAAACCUUAUUGUAUGUCAGUUACACGCCUGUCUAUUCAUUCUAACUAAAAACCAGAGGAACACACCUUGAUCAACACUAACUAACUACCUGACUAUCUGACGGAGUGUGCCUGUGUGUGUGUGUGUGUGUGCGUGUAUCCGUUGUUAGUAAUGCCGGUAACAGUUAGAAUACCUUUUCCCUACUUACUUACUUACUUACUAUAUCCAGAAUAAUUAUGAACAAGCAGAAAUGUGCUUAUAUCCUGUGCUAUCUAUUAUAUCCUGAUGCUUAACUCUUCAUUAGAACUAUUUUAAUCGAUCCACGUAUAUAAAAUAUACACAUAAAAAAAAACAUUUUUACAGAAGAAAAGACACCGAAAGAGACAGAGGAGUGAGACACUGGCUGUGGGAACAAACAAAAAACCAGUCAGCCAGGAAACAAGCAAAAACUCUUCUAAGUCUUUUUGUCUUCUCUCCAUAAUACCCCUUGUUUUAACAAAUCUGUGAAAAAUCCCGCAAAACCUUCAAGUGAAAGAAGUUUUUUUCUAAAUUUUCCAUCACUCAAUCUGUGCUAAAAAGAAGUACAUUCAUUACAUGACAGAUAGAUGACAAUGAAACCGCAUAAAGACUACAAAUUUAUCAAUAAAUAUUCCACUUAUGGAUUUAUUCUCGUAAAUGUUAUAUUCCUACUAUGUAAUAUUUGUAUAACACCAACGAAUGGUGCAGCAACAUGCAUACCAUCACCGAAUUGCACAGAAUGUACAUGUAUGGGAAUUCCAGGACCUAAGGGUGAUCUUGGAGCUCGAGGACAUAUCGGUAGACCAGGUCCAGUUGGAUCACGAGGACUACCUGGACUUCCCGGUCCAGAAGGUGAACGUGGUAUACCUGGUAUCCCAGGAGAUCCUGGUCCCAAAGGAAUAAUGGGUGAUAAAGGUGUUAUGGGUGUUCCAGGCGUUGAUGGACUUAAGGGUGCGCUUGGUGUCAAAGGACCAAAAGGUUUUCCAGGUGAAGAAGGAUGUUGCGGGGCAAAGGGACCUAAAGGUCUUAAAGGUACACCUGGUAGUUAUGGAUUCGAUGGUCUCGUCGGUGAACGAGGUUUGAAAGGUCCAAAGGGUGAUAAAGGUGAACCAGCUAUUGUUGAUGGUGUUGAUGGUAUGGGAGAAAUGGGACCAAAAGGUGAAAAAGGUGAACGUGGUCUAAAAGGUCUUCGUGGUCGAGAUGGUGAUAAAGGUCAACCUGGUAUAGCUGGACCAAAAGGCUAUCAAGGAAUGAAAGGAGACCGUGGUGAAGCGGGCAUCAAAGGUGAAAAAGGCGAUACACCCACACCAAUUUCCUUACCAUAUGCAGAACCUGGUGAAAAAGGUUUCAAAGGUGAAAAAGGCACAUCUUAUGACGAAUCACCAUUGAUCAAAGGCCAGAGGAUAGGGAUAAAGGGUGUUAAAGGUCUUACUGGUCCAAGAGGUGAACCCGGCGAUGAAGGUUCUCCAGGCCCAAGAGGUAGUCCAGGAAUAAAUGGAGUACGUGGACCUCCAGGUCCUGUUGGAGAUGAAGGUUCAAUGGGAAAGUUCGGCAAACCUGGAGCACCUGGCAUCCCUGGACCACCUGGACGACUUGGACAAGAUGGUCUACCUGGACCGCCUGGUCAACCUGGUUAUCCUGGACCAAAAGGAGACAAAGGAUAUCCUGGUACACAAGGACCUAAGGGUGAAAAGGGUGUAAAAGGUGAAACGAUUGAUGUCGACGCAAUGCCUGGACCUGAUGGAGAUAUUGGUGAACCAGGUGUGAAGGGUGAACGAGGUGAUCCAGGCCCAUAUGGACCAAGAGGUCUUCCUGGUGGACGUGGACCCCGAGGAGAUCCUGGGCCUAAAGGUGAUCCAGGCCCUGGUUACGCUCAGGUUAUCGUUGGUGAAGUUGGAAGGAAAGGAGAGAAGGGUUUGCCUGGACUCGAUGGGAAACGUGGUAAGACAGGAAGACCUGGCAUCCCAGGACCUAAAGGAGAGAAAGGAUAUCCUGGACGUGAAGUGUAUGGCAAAAAAGGUGAUAAAGGUGUACGUGGAUUUCCUGGACCUAUUGGACCACCAGGUGAUCGUGGAGCUGCUGGUAGGCCAGGUCCAAUUGGUGAUCGUGGAGAAAUCGGUCCAAGUAUUGAUGGUCCACCAGGACCUAAAGGAAUCAAAGGUCAACCUGGUUUACCAGGUAUACGUGGUCGUGAUGGUGAUCCUGGUCCUCCUGGAGAAAAAGGCGACUGUACCGUAUGUCCAGAUGGAAGACCUGGUUCAUCAGGACCUAAAGGUUUCCGUGGUCAGCCAGGAGUGCCUGGAGAACCAGGUUUGGAUGGUUCACCAGGACAAAAGGGUCUGCCAGGAGCACAAGGACGAGAUGGUCUAGUUGGUAUCCCUGGUCAAAAGGGUGAAAAAGGUGAACGUGGAAAUGAUGGAGCUCCUGGACCUAAAGGUGAACCAGGUCCUGUUGAAAUAGUAAAUGUCACAGUACCAGAAGCACCACGUGGUGAUGUGGGUCGUCCAGGUCGGGCUGGAGUAGUUGGUGAACAAGGUCCAAAAGGUUUUCCUGGUCCUAAAGGUCUACCUGGUCCAGAAGGUUCAAAGGGUGAUACAGGUUUACCAGGGUUACCAGGCUUCAGUGGAACCGUUGGAAAACCGGGAAGACGUGGUGAACCAGGUCGUGAUGGAAUUGUAUUUGAUGCCCAGAAGGGCGCUCCAGGUAUUCCUGGUCGAGACGGCAUCAAAGGUGAAAAAGGAGAGAAAGGAGACAGGGGUAUGGACAAUAUUGUCGAUCAAAUAUUUGAAUAUAUCAAAGGUGAAAUGGGUCCGAAAGGAUAUCCAGGUGACAAAGGAUUAUCAGGAUUUCCAGGGGAAAAAGGUAGAGAAGGCGAGAAAGGUAUUCCUGGAAUACCUGGAAAACAAGGGAAACCAGGUUUUCCUGGUCCACAAGGAGCUCCAGGUCAACAAGGUGACAAAGGUUUUAUUGGACCAAAAGGGCCUAGAGGCAUUCCAGGACCAGCUGGUGGACCUGGAAUUAAAGGAGCUAAAGGUCUUCUAGGUCCUAAAGGUUUUCCUGGAAGUCCUGGUGAUAUGGGUGAACGUGGGCCUCCUGGUUUGCCUGGCACUUCAGCAGUUGGAGAAAAAGGCGAAGAAGGUACACGAGGUCUCCCUGGUCCAGUUGGUAGAAAAGGAAUACCAGGAAUUAAAGGAGAGAAGGGAGUUAGGGGCGUUGAUGGACUUCCUGGACUAAAUGGACCGAAAGGAGAAAGAGGAGAUCAAGGACCGAAAGGUGACAUUGGAGAACCAGGUGAAAUUUAUCAAGGAGUCAAGGGGCCUAAAGGUAUAAAAGGUGAACGCGGUCGACAAGGCAUUGAUGGACCUAAAGGAGAACCUGGAGAAGACAGAUUCCCUACAGUUGCACUGAAAGGUGCUCCUGGUCAGCCAGGACCACGUGGGCCUGAAGGACCGAAAGGAUUCCCAGGAAGUGUAGGCUUGCCUGGGAAAGUAGGCCCGAUGGGACCUAGUGGAAUUCCUGGACCUCCAGGUGACAAAGGUGAUGCUGGCUUGCCUGGUCAAUUUGGCCCUAAAGGUUUACCAGGAGAACCUGGAGAUGAAGGCCCAGAUGGACCACGAGGAGAAACCGGUGAUGAGGGACCAAGGGGUGUUCCUGGAGCGGCAGGACCAAAAGGAUUACCUGGACUAAUGGGUCCCAAAGGACUUCCAGGAGAACCAGGAGCUGCAGGAGUUGGACUUAAAGGGCAGAAAGGUUUACCAGGAAUUAAAGGUGUAAGGGGUUUACCAGGUGAGCCUGGCGAUGAUGGAAUACCAGGCAGAAAAGGUCUUCCAGGUCUAGCUGGUCGAGCAGAAAAAGGUGAAAAAGGAGAGAAAGGAUUAAAGGGUGCACAACCACCUCCAGGACCUAAAGGAAGACCUGGUCAAAUGGGUUCAAUGGGUGAAACAGGUGAUCCUGGACCUGUAGGUCCUAUUGGUGAGAAAGGAAAUCGUGGAAUUCCUGGACCAGCUGGACGUCCUGGUCGAACUGGUGCAAUCGGUGAACCUGGCGACUCUGGACCAAGAGGUCUACCAGGGCUGCCUGGACCACUGGGUGAUAAAGGUGAAAAAGGUUUACCAGGCACAACACUUCGAGUGGCUGAUGUUGGUGAAAAAGGUGAAAAAGGUCAACCUGGUGUACCUGGUCCACCUGGACCUAAAGGUAGACAAGGUCCAAAAGGUGAUACAGGACCUCUAGGUCAACCAGGCAAAGAUGGUCUACCCGGUCAACCUGGUCCUAUGGGACCAAAGGGUGAAAAAGGAAUACCUGGACCAGAAGGACCACGAGGCGUUGAAGGACAACCAGGUCCAAAAGGUAUUAAAGGAUUUAUUGGUCCCAAAGGAUUCCCUGGAUCAGUAGGUCCUCCUGGAGAGCGUGGUCCUACUGGAGAUCGUGGUGAAGUAUCAAGAUCACUAACUGGACAGAAAGGUGAACGUGGUCCAAUGGGUUUACCUGGGCCAAUGGGUAGAAAAGGUGAUCCAGGAGAAACUGGGCUAAGAGGCGCCCCAGGUGACGUAGGAGAACCAGGCCCUGAUUUGGUUGGAGCACCUGGAGAAAAAGGAAGCCCUGGACCAACCGGCCGACCAGGAGUUCCUGGAAUGAGAGGACCUAAAGGAAUGAAAGGUGUAUCACCAAGGGAACCUGGAGAACCUGGUCCUAGAGGUGCUGAUGGACCACCGGGUAUCAAAGGUGAACGUGGACCAAAAGGAUUUGACGGAUCUAUUGGUAGAAAAGGAUUGCCAGGUUUGAAAGGUGAACAAGGGUCAAAAGGAAUUUCAGGUCAACCAGGAAGACCUGGUAGUGUUGGUGAGAAAGGUGAACGAGGACCACCAGGAAUUCCAGGUGAAAAAGGCAACAAAGGUAUUAAAGGUGAAAUGGGUCGUCCAGGAUUACCAGGCCAGAAAGGUGAAAGUGCAUUUGCUAUUGUUGGAAUGAAGGGAGAAAAAGGAAUACGAGGAGAUGAUGGAUUAAUCGGUCCCAAGGGUUUACCAGGAGUUGAUGGAGCUCCUGGUUCUCCUGGUCCAAGAGGUGAACCCGGUGAUGCUGGUGAACCAUCGCCUAGAGGUCCUAAAGGUUAUCCAGGUCCACCUGGUGAAAAAGGAUUUAUGGGUCCAGAGGGAACGAAAGGUGAAGUUGGUCCAAUUGGUGAGCAAGGAGCACCAGGAGGCAUUGGGGAUACACGCGGUAACACUGGACAUUUAUUUACUGUUCACAGUCAAACAACACGUAUACCAUCAUGUCCAUCAUCAACGCGUAAGCUAUGGGAAGGUUAUUCAUUUUUAAGUAUGACUGGUUCAGAAAGAGCUCAUGUCAAUGAUUUAGCCAGUCCAGGUUCAUGUUUACAACUAUUCAAUCCAAUACCGUUUAUGUUUUGUGAAAAACAAGAAAAUUGUUAUUAUGCUCAACGUAAUGAUCGAAGUUAUUGGUUAAGUACAGAAGAAGAACCAAUGAUGUGGAAUCCAGUACCAGCGAAUGAAACACAAAGACAUAUAAGUCGUUGUGUUGUCUGUGAAGCACCUAGUAAACUUUAUGCUUUCCAUUCGCAAACUUUGGAAAUCCCAAGGUGUCCUGAUGGUUGGUCAACUCUAUGGCCUGGAAGUAGUUUUCUAAUGGUAGGUUAUGCAGCUGAGGAGUUAUUUUGUUGUAUUGUACACACCAAAUCCCACAUAGUGGGUACAAUUAAAUGUAUUUUGAGAAAUGAAAAUAACCUCUUGUUAAAGACGGUGACACUGUCAUAGGUCUUGAUUCUAAAUGACAUCACAAAUCCAAAUGAGAUAAUACUGAAGAAAUAUAUGGUAAGUUAUGGACAACGUCUUUGAGUUCGGCACUGAGUGUCACAGGUUUAAAACAUAUAGCCAACAUGAGUUCUCCAAUGGGAUGGAUUCGUUUUAUUCCUUUGCAAUCUGAGUGGAGCAUAAGGCUUCAAGCUGUGAGGUCUCAGGAGCAGUAGAGUUAUUUCUUUAUGGUGUGGGUUUGCUGGUUCCAUGCAUCAUCUCUCUCCUUUCACUGAGCUUACUACUAGUCAAGUAGUAUUUAAGAGUACGUCAGCGGCGAUUUGAACUCCUACCGCUGGGCCAUUGACGAAACUGGACGGAUAGGCUGGUGAAAACAAAACGCCACAAAAGCUAAUUUCGUAACUUCUUGCUGAUAGGAUUCUCCUAAAAUAAAGUACUAAACGGCAUUACACCAUGGUGCACAGCAGUAUAAGGCGUUACUGCCCUCCCAGCUGGUACAGUAUAGUCUACACACUUUAAACUUCGUGAUCACAUUUGUUGCUUACCCUGGUGAGCACAAACCUCUUCAAAAUUCUCAUCUCCGAUACGUUCAUCUGCCGUGGAACAGAGGAGGACAGCAAGUAUGGGAGCUUUACAUAAUUUGCUUGUACAACCAAAUAGAUGUUAUGGAAGUGAUUCAGAUUAGUGCAAGAUAAGUUGGCUAUCAGUAUCUAAAUCAGAAUUUCAUAAAAAUGUAAGCAACUCUGUGGAGACAACGAUAAUCAAAUACAAAGUCGCAACAAAUCCUAAUUUUGAAGAAGCCAGGUUUCAUAGGUAUGAAGCCAAACUGUACUCAUCGAAGCGCUGUGAACUUGACUAAAAUUGCAGCAAUGCCAUUUUUUUAACCAAGAGUGAAGUAUGGCAUAUAAUCACUACGAAAUGCGACAGCCUGUACACUGUUGAUUAGAUUACGUGUUCUAGCAAAUGGCAGAGGAUAUACACAUAAAGCUCUUCGCAAAUUAGUCUUCUAUGCAAUUUCUAGUUAGCCGAAAGCGACAGUAGUCAAUAUGUUCGUUACUAAUGUUGGUAGAAUAAUACCUCGGUGUUUGAAGAUAUGCACGAUGACGGCCAAUUUCCACACUAAUAGGAUACUCUCACUCUUCUCAAUUCAGUAGUCUCCUCUAUUAUUCUCACUACCAUCCUUAAAAAUAGUCAGAGGUAAGUUACCUGGACCGAGAGGCUUAGGGCAGUUCCCUGCGAACCUAUACUUAAGUAGAUUAGUGUUAACUGACUAUGAAGUAUUUUGUCUUAUAGCGUAGAGUACAGCGUAGUUUUUUAAAGUUCUGUGACCAACAUUUCAAGUAUCUCUGAAGAUUAUUUAUCGGCUUAGCAUCUGCUUCAAAAACAGAUUUCACUGAAACCAGAUUGUUUUUUUAGUUGCAACUGCAACAGCUUCCGAUUGCUGAGAAUUGAAGUCAUCGCCCCUCUGCCACCUUAUAAACACUAUGGAUUACCAGGCUUCUCAGCCAGUAUGUAAGGAUUGUUUACUCAGACAGUAUUACUCAGAUGACUGUUAUGGAUAUCUGAAAAAAAAUGCAGGGAACUAGGUAAAACGUCUUUCUCCAGAUAAAUAAACGGAUAACUCGAAUACCCGUGUGACAGACGAAGGAGAACUAUAAAGCCAUAAAAAAUCACGUUUCAAAGUUGAGAAGCUAUUCUUGAUAUGAUUAUGAACUAUAUUGUGUUCGAAAUGCCAUUCGAUAGAAAAAAUACUGCCUCAAUGUAUGAUAUAUCUAUUGGACCCUUACCUUACUCCCAUACCACUCAGCAAAGGAUAAAUAGAUGAAGAUUUCUGAAGAUCUGAAGAGAAUUACCUUCUUUAUCCUACUUUGAGCUGGUAAGAUAAGCCUAUAAUGAUUGCAGUGACCAAGAAUAUUACAAAAAUCGACUUUAUAGUUAAGUGAGGAAUAUGCGAUAUUGUCAACAAAACUAGUUACAAGAUUGUGUGAACAUUCUUAGCUCUCACAAUAAGGUAUUACUCUGAUGAUAUUAGAUAGUUGGAGGUAAUCGGCCACAGGAAGCCUUGGCCCCGGGUUUCGUGCUAGUUGGUAAUCAUCAGCAAAACGUAUCUGCAACUGUGAAAGGACUCCUGUCUCUUCCGAGGUUGGAACCCGCGCCACCCUGUGUGAGCUGCAGUCAGCGAUGUUACCACUGAGCUAUUCGGCCUAGCGACUGACCUCCUGCAGGACUGUAGUGGGCACUUUAAUUGAACACUAGUAAUUAGUGCGAUGUGUCUAGUCCUUUCUUUGGUGCAAACUGAAUUCUAUCAGUCAGGUUUGCAGUGUGGCCACCAUUCUAGGUAGCUCAACAUCACGGUAUUACUCUAUUAUCCGUGGGCUCAAAUAAUAUGUAAACACCCAGACUAAUGUUGUUCGGCUUUUUUAGUAGAUCAUUUCUUGAGCUGCAGAAGUUCAGAUUUGAACAAUCAGUUUAGGGAUACCAACUAAACUUCCACCGGAGAUGAGUAUGUAAGCCGACGAUUGGAAUGAGUGAUUUUCAAUUCAUUAAUACAAAUUAGUAUACAAAAGCAUGAUAACAGCUGUUUUAUUUUUCAUGUGAGGAAAAUGGCUAAAAGUUGACCGAUAAAUGUUAGACACGCCACGUGUUUACAACAGACUGCUGAAGACUUUCAUGAACAUUUCACUUCGCUGGCUCCAUGGUGUAGGUAACACAUGGUCAGCCAAGAAGAAUCAGCAGCAAGAAACUCUAGAAACGAGGCAAUCAAUAACCUAUUACUCAACAAAUAUACUGAAGAAAAUGCAAAUGUAUCUGACACACGCUUGGUGACAUCGUGCGUCAGACAGACACUCCAGUGGAAGGUGAAUAGGAAAUGUGCGUCGGUGGCACAGUGGUUAGGACUCUCGCCGACCAUGCACAUGGUCCGGGGUUCAAGCCCACGCCGGCGCAUACCUGAUAUCUAUGGUCGGUCUGCGAAAUUUGGGCUACCGAUAUCCAUGCUGAAAAUUCCAUACUUGUACCAAAAAUACAGUGUGGAAUCAAGCUGUAAAUC
Trichobilharzia regenti is the source of this 8838-nucleotide messenger RNA. NCBI's taxonomy places the organism in Eukaryota, Metazoa, Platyhelminthes, Trematoda, Strigeidida, Schistosomatidae. The record is from the annotation of a GenBank genome assembly.